Messenger RNA from Macrosteles quadrilineatus (aster leafhopper), 4679 nucleotides. It is a transcript of the gene rad50, whose product is annotated as DNA repair protein RAD50. The transcript has 27 exons. Gene Ontology annotation, molecular function: single-stranded telomeric DNA binding; G-quadruplex DNA binding; ATP hydrolysis activity. The coding region runs from base 42 to 3968 and encodes 1308 amino acids. NCBI's taxonomy places the organism in Eukaryota, Metazoa, Arthropoda, Insecta, Hemiptera, Cicadellidae. The record is from RefSeq and is a predicted model, not a curated record. Gene Ontology annotation, cellular component: condensed nuclear chromosome; Mre11 complex; nucleus. Gene Ontology annotation, biological process: telomere maintenance via telomerase; telomere maintenance via recombination; chromosome organization involved in meiotic cell cycle.
AUAAUUAAUUGAUUGAAUACAAUCAACUCAACUCAUAUAUUAUGGCUUCUGUAGAGAAGCUGCUAUUCUCAGGCAUAAGAAGUUUUGGACCCAAUGAAGAAGAUUCUGCAAUAUUAAAAUUUGCUAAACCUUUAACGAUUAUUCUCGGACAGAAUGGUUGUGGCAAGACCACUAUCAUCGAAGCUCUCAAGUAUGCCACAUGUGGAGACAUGCCUUCCAACUGCAGUCUGGGUGCUGGGUUUGUCCAUGAUCCAAAACUCUGCAACUGCACCGAGGUGCGAGCUCAAGUCAAGUUACAAAUUCAGGAUAUCAAAGGCAAACCAGUAUUCAUCUCUAGAUGUAUGCAGUCCAUGCAAAAGGCAAAGAAGUUGCAGUUCAAAACUUUGGAUCAGACUAUUACUCGUAAAAACCAAGCUGGACAGGAGGUCAGCAUCAGCGGCAGAUGUGCUGACGUAGACACUGAGAUGUGUUUGGCACUCGGUGUCUCUAAACCGAUCCUGAACCAUGUCAUCUUCUGUCACCAAGAAGACUCUAACUGGCCAUUGGAUGAAGGGAAGAAACUGAAAGAAAAGUUUGAUGCUAUUUUCGACGUCACAAAAUACAACAAAGUCUUGGACAACAUUAAAAAUGAGAGAAAAGCUCUUCAUACUGACAUUGCAGCAAAGCAAUAUGAUUUAAAAGAGACUUUAAAUAAGAAAACGGAAGCUGCUACAAAGAAGAGUCAUCUAAGUGAAGAAGAAACACGACUAAACACAAUCAAUGAUCAAAUUACUGAGUUCGAUAAUGAAUUGGCUCCAGUUAAAAGGCGACUGAGCGAGCUGAUAUGCAGGGAGAUGGACAUAGGACAACUGAUAACAGAGAAAGAAAAGAAGAAUACCAAACUAGAAUCGGUCCAAAACAACAUACAAGACUAUGAGAUUGCAAUCACCGUAGAGUUCCAGGGAUCCUUGGAAGACCUCCGCAAAGCCAUUGACGACUUCCGAGAUCAAUCCAGUCAGCAAGAGUCUAAGCUGAAAGGACUGGAGGCAGAACUGAAAAGAUCAGAGAGAGAUGAACAAGGACUUCUAAAGCAACUGAACACUGAGCAGGUAAAACUCGGCCAGCUCACAAGGGAUGAAGAACAAAACAGUGAACGGAUCGAGCAGCGCAACAAAGCUUUGGGCUUAUUGUCUGACCAGCUGGACCUUUCUGCCUCGGUGCUGACAGAAGGCGAUGUUGUUCGCUCCUUGGGAAGUGUGGAACGCGCAAUACGCAAUGCCGAGGCUCAGCUGGAAGAGUUGCGCGAGGCUGGUGACGCUGAGGAUGCGACGUUGCAACGCACAAUUGACAGCGUAAGAGAGGAAAAGACCAGGCUGGAGCAACAGUCCCAGAUCAAGAACCAGCAGAUAAAAACCAACCAGCAGGACACUAAGAGAAUCAAGGCGGAGAUUGACGAGGUGAACCAGUCAACAGACAAGUUGAAUAGAUUACAGAAAUCUUUGGAGAGAGUUCAGAAAUCCAUGGAGGAUCUCAGCAAAGCCAUGGAUCUUACACAGCUAGAACAGGACAUCAAGACUUCUGAGACACGCAGGGAUAAGUUAGAAGAUGAGUUGACAAGUCUAGACAAAGAAGUGAGAGAGCUGCAGUCGGUGAGUCAGCUACAGACGGAACUCAACGUACAGAAUGAAGCAAAGAUUGCCAAAGAAGCAGAGAUUCGCAAACUGAGAAACAAGACAGAAGACAACCUGGUCCAUCUGCUAGGCAACAUUCCAGAUUCAGGAAUCAAACAUCAACUACAGUCUUGUAUUGACAGAUUGGCUCAUGACAUCCGGACGCUACAGUCGCGCAUCACAGAGAAGCAGCGACAGUUGGUGACGUUGGAGACGGACCGUAAACACUUGAGGGCGCAACACCAGGAGAAGACGAGAGCUUUGGCGCAAGAUCAGGAGGAGCUGUACAACGCCUGUGAGAGUCGAGAUUACGAGGUGGUAUUGGAAGAGGUGACAGCACAGGUGGACAAUAUACAGGCUGAAAAAGGUACUCUGAAGGCGUCCGAGUUCAUGUUCGGAAGAUACAUAGAGAAGCUGCAGAAAGAUAAGCCUUGCUGUCCGUUGUGUCACCGGAGCUUUCAAGAGGCCCAGGAGUCUACAGAUCUUAUCACUGAGCUGGAAGGCCGGAUGCAAAGCUUGCCGCGGAAUAUAGAGCAGAAGGAGCGAGAACUAGAGCGGCUGCUAGAGCAACAGAGCAGGUUACAACAGUUGCGGCCGACAUACGAGCGCAUUGCUAGGCUCAAGAAUGAGGAGAUACCUGGCUUACAGUCACAGUUAGAGACGGUGGAGCGUAAGUUGGAGGCAGUGAGGCAAGAACUUUCUCAACUACAGAGUGACCUCAUGAGCCCUCAGUCAGACGAAGCAAUGGCUAAGAGUAUUCAAGGAGACGUAGCCUUGUUGGAUCAGCACCAAAGUGAAUUGAAACGCUUGGAGCAAAAUAUAACAAAACUGCAAGCUAGGAUGCCACAAGGAGGAUCCAACAGAACACUGCAGGAAGCAACAAGUGAGCAGGACAAGCUGCGUACAGAACUACAGACCCUGCGUAAGAGUUUACACUCUGCUCAAGCCCAGAGAGACCGCCACAAUCAGCAGCUGCACAAGAUGCAAUCUGAGAAGAACUCCAUAGUUGAGCAGCAACUCAAGAUCCAGGGAGGAGUACAGCAGAAGAAGCAGUUGGAUGAUAAACUGUCAGAACUGCAGGUAGCUGAACUGAUGUUACUGGAGGAGUUUGCACAGAUCAACGAGCAGAUGCUACCAGUCAGCGAACGGCUGGAGGCAGCCAUACGAGACAAGGAGGUGGCUCGCAACACUCACAAGAAGAAACUGGAGACUGAGAGGGCUAAGGUGAACAGGUUGGUGACUCAGUGUAACGAAGUUCGCAAGUUGCAAGAGGCAAUUACAAGAUAUGAGAAGUGCAACGGCUCUGACAAGUUGGCUGCAACUCGGCAGAACAUCAGCAGAUUGGAGCGAGACAAGGAGGCUGUACUAGGCAACAAGAAGGAGUUGCUGGAGCAGAUGGAUGAAGUGAAGGCUCAUCUCACUAACCAGCAGGUCCGAGAAAGAGAGCUUGAUGAUAAUUUGAAACUACGACAGAAAAGAAAAGAAAAGGAGGGUAUUGAAGCGGAAAUAAGAGAGCUAUCCACAAAGAUAGGAGGAAUGGACUUAAAAAAAGUCUCCCAAGAAAAAGAAAAGCUAAAGAAAAAAGAGGAAGAUAUCUUUAGAGAGAAAGCACACACGGAAGGACGUAAGCGAGAAUUGCAGAAUAAUAUUCAAAUGUUGCGGAAAGAACUGCAACAAAGCUGCUUGAAAAACGCUGAAAAGAAAUACUCUGAUGCACUCAUCAAUUUGAGGGUGGCGGAAGCAGCCUAUGCUGAUCUCCACACGUACAGCAAAGCUCUGGAGUGGUCUCUUAACCACUUCCACAACCAGAGGAUGAAACACAUAAACGACAUCAUCGGAGACCUGUGGACCCAGAUAUACGCUGGCAACGACAUCGACACCAUCAUGAUACGCAAUGACGAGGACUUGUCAACAGGUUCGGAGACAAAGCGUAGAAACUACAAUUAUCGAGUGGUGCAGAUCAAGAAUGGACAAGAAAUUGAUAUGAGGGGACGCUGUAGUGCUGGCCAGAAGAUGUUGGCUUGUUUAAUCAUCCGGAUGGCACUGGCAGAGAUAUUCAGCACCAAGUGUGGUAUCUUGACGCUAGACGAGCCGACUACGAACCUGGACAGAGACAACAUUGAUCGACUCUGCAGCGCUCUUGUCAACCUUAUCAACAUCCGAGCCAACCACAGCUCCAACUUCCAACUCAUAGUUAUCACACAUGACGAAGAGUUCAUUGACAAACUGACGAAAAUGCACAAAGUUGAUUACUACUUCCAGGUCUCUAGGAAUGAGAGAGGGAAGUCUACAGUGAAGAAGAUUCGUGCUGAUUACUAAUGUCCUUCACCGGAAACCAAGCUCACACACUGACACUCUACCAUGCGUUUAGUUAACAUUACUUAGUUUUUAUGGAGGAAAAAGAAUCAGACAUUCUACGAAUUAAUUUUGCGUAGUAUGAUUAUUCUUAUGGCAAUUCAAUUUUUGCCCGUGUAAUAUGACUUGUAAUUGCCAUCUAUUUAGACUUAAUUUGUAUCUAAUUUUUUUAUUGUUAUGAAAAUUAAGUUUAUGUAUAUCAAAUCAAAUUUAAGUUUUGGUAGGGAUUAAAAAAUACUCAUUCUGCAUUUUUUUUAUGCAAAACUGACCAUGCCGCCAGGGCCGAUGGUUUGGUGUUAACAGGGAUCUACAGUGAAUGACGGAUCGGCUUGAAUAAACCGUAACUUUUGUUCCAAGUAUAUUUAAUUGAUUGUUUGUGUUAUUUGUGGCAUUAUAUAUCCUACAUAACUUAGUGAUAUUUAUUUAGUUUAAGAACUGUUAUGAUAUCUUGUUUUGUUAUACUAUUAAUUUUAAUGUUUUUCAUAUUCAUUAGAUGUUGAAGUUCCACAACACUUAGUUUUUUAAGUGACAGUGCUUUUGAACAGUAAUUCAUUACUCGAUGUUCAGAGCUUAAAAGAUUUCCUUAUACCUCUCUGAAUACUUUGGAGGGAUAUAUUUAUGUACUUUUAUAACGACUGUUGUUACCUUUUUGAAAAUAAAAGAUAUAACAAAUUA